GACGGGGAUCACGUGGUUCAGUGCCCCGCCCCCAGACCCGAUUCUUGGCCUCGGUUCCCAGAUAUGUCGGGCGAGAACACCUCCCGGGCCUGGCGGGAAAGGCUGCACGGGCAGACCCCUCCACUACCCGCAGGGAAGACGGAGGCGGAUGUGGCGGUCACGGCCCGGCCGAGUGACGCCCCCGCCUCGAAGGAGGAGGAGGAGGCGGCCGAGAGCGGGGAGAGCGGCGACAACAGAAGCCGCAGCCCGUCGUAUUUCUCCGGCAGCGACAAUGAUGACCUUGAGGCAGAAUGGUCAGACAGUGUGCAGAAAUACGGGGAACUUUUUUAUCUAGAGCUGAGUGACAACGAAGAAGAAAGUCUCCUUUCAGAAAUACCAGUUGUGAACCAUGUCAGAUUCAGUGAAAAUGAAAUCAUUUUUGAUGAGGAUUAUCUCCGAGAAGGAAGAAAAUAUGAACCCAGACUCAAGAAGUUUUCCAAAAUUUUGAAAAGUCGAAGACUUUUGCCAAAACGUUACAAGAAAAAGAAUAGCAAUGGACCAGUAUCAAUCCUAAAGCAUCAGCCUACUCAGAAAAUGGGCAUCAUCCUUCAGCAACGGUACAAAGAUGUGUCUGUCUUUGUAAACCCUAAAAAUGCAAUGGUCCUGAAAGCAAAAGAGCAUCUCAAGCUUCUGGAAGUGUUGCUGGGGAUUAUUCACCAGACUAAAUGGAAGAAAAGAACAGAAGGCACCAAACUAGUAGUGCACGGCUUACUCCCAGGAGGCCCAGCCAUGAAGAGUGGACAAGUGUUAAUUGGUGAUAUCCUUGCUGCUGUAAACGAUGUGGAUGUGACCUCAGAGAACAUAGAGAGAGUUUUAUCUUGCAUUCCAGGCCCUAUGCAGGUGAAACUGACAUUUGAAAUAGCAAAUGCCAGGCAAAAAGAAGCCAGUCAACCCAAACAGAAGAAGGCCCAAACUACUUCCAAUGACUUAGUCAGACUCCUCUGGGGUGAAGAGGUCCAGGAACUUCAGCAGAACCUCCAAAGCAUCCCUCACAUCAUCAUGUAUCUCUCUCUCCAGCUGGACUCUGAGACACUGAAGGAUGAGCAGGAAAUUCUUUACCAUUAUCCAAUGUCUGAAGCAUCUCAGAAACUUAAAAGUGUAAGAGGAAUAUUUCUAACCCUCUGUGAUAUGCUGGAAAAUGUAGCUGGAACACAUGUUACCAGUUCAUCACUUUCUUUAAAUGAAAAACUAGUACAUGUGGCUUACUGGAAAGAAGAUGACAAAUUGUUAUUAAUUGGACUUCCUGCUGAAGAAGUUCCUCUUCCUCAGCUAAGAAGUUUGAUAGAAGAUGUUGCCCAAACCUUAAAAUUUAUGUAUGGUUCUUUAAACAGUGCAUUCUGUGAGGCAGAGAAUGUUGCUCGAUUGGAUCAUUUUUUCAACUUGUUCUUCCAAAGAGCAAUUCAGCCUGAAAAGCUUUACUCCAGUACCUGUACUCAGUCCUAUGAUGCUUCCUUCUCACUAUUCACCGACACUCUGCCUGGUGUUCAAUGGCUCACACUACCACAAGAGACCCAGAUGGAAAUCGACAUGGUAUUAAAUGAUUUGGAGGCAGCAGAUUUUGCAGAACUGUCUGAAGAUUACUACAACAUGAGGCGUCUAUACACAAUAUUGGGGUGUUCUCUGUUUUUUAAGGGCUAUUUGAUUUGCAGCCACUUGCCAAAGGAUGACCUGAUUGACAUCACCAUGUAUUGUCGACAUUAUUGCCUGCUCCCGUUAGUUUCUGAACAAAGGAUCGGUCACUUAGUCAUAUGGAGAGAAGUGUUCCCACGACACCAUCUUCAACCUGCUUCUGAACCAGAUGCUCAAGUCUUUCAGGAGCCUGAGGGAAGAUAUUUUUUAUUAAUUGUUGGUUUGAAGCAUUACUUGUUGUGUGUGCUGCUAGAGGCUGGAGGAUGCGCAUCCAAAGCUGUUGGGCAUCCAGGACCAGACUGCAUCUAUGUGGACCAGGUCAAAGCCACUCUCCUUCAGCUGGAGGGAGUAGAGGCCAGCCUCGAUGAGAGGCUGGCCUCUCCUUCAAAUCCCUCUUUGUCUUGUGCAGACUGGUUCCUUCCCUCAUCCCGAGAUAAACUCGAAAGUCUGACCUCCUCCCCUCUCCUCACUAAGCUCCAGUACACCUCUAGGGCCAUCACCUCUCCUUCCAGCAGAAGAAGACUGUUUAGUGACUACUCUCUAAAAACACGUAAGCUCAGUCCUUCCAGAAGCAACGGGGGCUUCGAGAAUGGCGUUGAAGGUGGGGAAGGGGGUGGCUCCAGCCCAUACACAACCCUGGAUCCACUGCCCAAGCAGGGAGCAAAGGAAGCUCAGAGUCCUGGAGGUCCACAAGCCAGCAGCACCUUGCUAAAGGUCACAAAAAAGAAAGCUACUCUUCCAAAUCCUUUUCAUUUAGGAAGACAAAAAAAGGACCUUUCAGAAAAAGAAAUGGAACUAUUUGAGGCCACAAAAUUGACAUCUGGCACUGAGAACACACUUUUUCACUAUGUUGCCUUAGAAACAGUGCAAGGAAUCUUCAUUACUCCAACUCAUGAAGAGGUAGCACAGCUCAAUGGUUCUAUCCAUUCUCAACUGAUAAAGAAUUUCCAUCGCUGCUGCCUUUCUAUUCGUGCGAUCUUCCAGCAGUCCUUGAUGUAUGAGAAGAAGAAAGCCCUUAAUGUUGAAGGUAAUUCUGAGUCACCUCAUGCUGCAUCCUCCCUUAGUCCUGUGAAAGAACAUGGUGUGUUAUUUGAAUGUUCCCCUGAAAACUGGACAGAUCAGAAAAAAGCACCUCCAGUUAUGGCUUACUGGGUUGUAGGAAGACUCUUCUUGAAGCCCAAGCCACAAGAACUCUAUGUGUGUUUUCAUGACUCGGUCACUGAAAUUGCCAUUGAACUGGCAUUUAAGCUUUCCUUUGGCUUGGCCACAUGAUGUACCUUCCUUGUCAUCCUGGGACACCAUGGAGCAUCCAUCAUCAGAAACACUGAAACCCACCCUGAGAUUACCGGUCUCUUUAAUGCAUCCUGCAAACAGCUUUAAAUGGUCCCUCUCUCAUUAAAUUCAUCAUACCCUUCUUGGUCUGGCAGAACUCUUAAAAAGAUACUUUAUGUGUACAGUAAGAUGGAAUCAUUAAUUCAUUGUCAUUAUAUUGUAUGGCAUAUGUGUAGGUUUGUUGUAUUUUAUGAAAUAACAUGUAUAAAAUUUAAUAUCAGAUUGCCUUCAGGAACAGCAUUUCAUGGAAAAUAUCCAAAAUCAUAUUUACUUUGUGGCUAAUAUUGGUGGGAAGGGUGCCCUGUGCUCUGGUCCUGGCUUUGCCACCAACAGUAGUAGGUCCUGCAAGAGACCCUGAGACACCACUACUCAAGAGAAUAAAUCACAGUAUUGUCUUAAGUGGAUUCUAAUGUGCCUUCCAAGCUUUAGUGUUCUAUACCUCUAUUUCCUAUCAUCUUGAAUAUUGGUCAUUUCUCUCCAAUAUUCUUCAUAAUGCAAGUAUUGAAACCUCACCAAUUCAAAUGUCCUUCCCACUGCAGUCAGGAAAUAAAAUGAAAGCCAUAUAGCACUCACUUCUUCAAGCAUUGGUCUUAAACAUCCAGCUGCUCAGAAGCAAGAUAGUUUCUAUUUCCUGAGAUCUAACAUAGAUAAAUUUUUACACAAUAGACACGUUCUUUAAAUGCUACAUAUAAAUUAGCUUCUUGAAAACCAAAUUCUUUAUUUCAGAAGUAUGAUUUCCAUUUAUAGAAACUCUUUAUUGAAUUUCAUUGAUAAAGUUAACCAUGAUGGUAAAAAUCAUCAGCCCUUUUGAUUCAUCUGCUGGCAAAUUUGCAUUCUUAAGAUUAUUUUAGGAUUCCUCCAAGUAAGAAAUAUUGAUGCUAAAAAAAUUCCCCCCAAAUGAGAAAGUCUUGUGUGGAGCCAGCUAGGCUUGACAAGGUUGUCAGUCCUGCAUGGCCAUGUGACCCAUGUGUAGCCUUCAGGAGGCCCUGCAGGGACUUUCUCCCAGCCCAGGACAAGAGGACCACUAAGAUCACCAGACUGGACUCUGUCUCUAGCAGCCCCAGGUCCCCCUGCUCCACCUCUGGAACUUCAGGUCGUGCUGGAAGUAAAGCCUACAGAUUAUCCGGUUAUUCAUGUAUCCAGAUCAUUUCAUGUAUUGUAUUUGUAGGCUCUGUACCUGGCACAAGCUUAUAUGUGCUUGUUAGUGGACUGACUGAAAAAGGUCCACUCCCAUAGGGGUUUAAACAAGUUGUCUCAGGCCACUGUUAAGUGUCCGGGCUGGGGUUUGGAUGAAUCUGUGUCACGCUGUGUGCCAUGGAGACAUUGGAGCCGGGCCUCAUUCCCCAGUGCUGAGAUCUUCACUGGGCUUAUCAGACUCACUACAGCAUUUGAACCAGGGGAAAGUGUUAUUUAAAGGGAGAACCUUGGUCUUGGAGGCAGAAGAUAUGUUUGAAUUACACACAUCCAUAAGCUGCAUAUGACUGUGGGCAAUUUUACUUUGAGCUCGUUUCCUCUUCUCUAAAAAAGGGAUAAUGAUCCCUCUGGGUAAUCAUAACAUCAAAUGAAAUACUAUUUGUAAAGGGUUUUAUAAUUGUAGAGAUCUAAAUAAAGGUCAGCAAUUAUAAUCAUUCUAAUUUUAUCUGUGAAAAUACUUUAUAAAAAAUAUUUAACAAAAUUUUGUUUUUUACAAUGGAGUUGGGGAAACAAAAAGAAAGAAAAAAACAGUAUCCCCAUUUGUAUCCAGGUGCAGCCUAGUACGGAAGGGCAGCUUUGAAAAACACAAGCAGCAGCAUCUUGGGUUUUGAUUCCCAAAUGGCCAAUGAAAGGAGUACUCCCCGAGGAUCCCUGCACUGAAGAUGGCUGCCUGUAUUUACCUCUGAAACCAAGAACUCUCUGACAGUCAUAGCCAGGCUGCAGCGCGGGCUAGUCUGGCAUUUUAUUCAGGGUCAGUUUGGCAGUGGACAUUCUAGCUGAGAAAAGAGUUGCCUAGUUCCUUUGGGCAAUGUGAGAACAUUCUCAGACUGAGAUAUUAGAUAUCCCAGCAAGUCCUUGGACCUCCAAGGCAUUGUACAGCAUUCUUUUUUUAACCCACAGCUUUCUGUAUCAGGUACUUCACAGCGUAGAUUAGGAUUUUUCCAUCUAAGAAUUGCAGUUAAUUUACAUCUUUACCCUGUGUUUCUGAACUGCUCCCUGGAAAGUGAUCAGCCCUGAACCGUGUAGGUCCUUGUGUUAUAUUUGGGCUUUGGGAAGACUGAUAAAUAUGUAGGAGCCCAGAAAUUAAUCCAGCAUUAGUAUUUUUCCCUCCUAAAAUAGCAUAGAAGGGGAACGAGGUUGUGCUUACAAGUUGCUUCUAUUUCUUUGGCAGUUACAUUAGGGACACUUGUGUUUUAUCACUUGUUUGUCACUGAUUUAAGGGUCUCUGGCUCCAGGUAUCCUGGUUAAAAUUCAAGGAAUCAAACCAACUAGUUCUUGGAUUUCAUACCAAAAGAUGUGAACUAGGGAAAGACUAUUUCUCUUUUACCUUAGAAUGUAUAAAUGACAUGGAAUUUGACCAUCAGGUAAACUUUUUAAAAAAUAAAAAAUGUCAGUUUUGAUAUUUUUGUGUAUUUUUAAUAAAAAAAGUAGCAUUUUGAAGAUGGCUAUUAUAAAUUGUUGCCUCUAAAACAUGUCUUUGUGUGUGAAAUAAUUUAAUUUUGCAUAGCUCUAUUUCUCUAAACUGUAUGAAAAGCUAUUUUUAUAUUUUCUCAAAUGUUUUAAUAAAGAUAAGUUAGAGAUUUGUUCAC
Messenger RNA from Sarcophilus harrisii (Tasmanian devil), 5783 nucleotides. It is a transcript of the gene INTU, whose product is annotated as inturned planar cell polarity protein. Gene Ontology annotation, cellular component: cytoplasm; cilium. The transcript has 16 exons. The coding region runs from base 64 to 2940 and encodes 958 amino acids. Gene Ontology annotation, molecular function: protein binding. The record is from RefSeq and is a predicted model, not a curated record. Gene Ontology annotation, biological process: nervous system development; vesicle-mediated transport; cilium assembly. NCBI's taxonomy places the organism in Eukaryota, Metazoa, Chordata, Mammalia, Dasyuromorphia, Dasyuridae.